Molecule: messenger RNA, 930 nt
Organism: Serpula lacrymans var. lacrymans S7.9
Lineage: Eukaryota; Fungi; Basidiomycota; Agaricomycetes; Boletales; Serpulaceae
Exons: 5
Coding region: 1-930 (309 amino acids)
Source: RefSeq, a predicted model, not a curated record
AUGAUGGGUGAGGAAGAGAUGGAUUUGCAAUUGAAAGCAAUGGCCAGCUAUCCAAGAUUACAACAUUUCAAGAAAGGCAUCUCGCGGAUCAGUCAAUGGACAGGAAGUGAACACAAAGAGACAGAGAGGGUUUUUGUGGGCUUACUGGCAGGUGGCUUUGAUGCUCAAUUCCAAAUUCACAUGACAAAGACACUUACCAAAUUGAAUGAAUGCCUCGAGGUCUUCUAUGCAAGCAAGGACGUGUUCAAGGACCUUGAUAUAAGGUCUGACUUCAACAUACCCAAGUUACACACAUUGCUCCACUAUGUCAAGUUGAUCAAACUGUUUGGUGCAGCCAAUGGGUUCAAUGCAGAGCUACCCAAGUGCCCGUAUAUUGACUAUGCCAAGGAGGCCUAUCAAUCAAGGGCCAUCUGGUUGCAACAUCAAGAUGCAAUCAACUUGCAAGGCUUUUUUCUCCUGUGGCAAAUUGCAAAUUCUGCACUCCUUGGCUCUGAAGGUCUCAAGACAGUGGGGGUAGAGUCUGAUAUGACAGAUUCAGAAGUAGAGGAAUUGGGUUUGAACUGCACACCUGUGGGACGGCUCACACCCUCUGCCAUAGACCACUUUGAUGUCUACAAACAAGUAGCAUUUGUGGUGCCGCCAAACUUGCAAACUUCCAAAAUGGGCCAAUGUUUACAAUUGCAUUGCAGCCCCGGGUCAAUAGUUUCACAAACAAGCAGGAAGGGGGCCUCACCCACCUAUUUCAACAUGGCUUUGGUGAUCAAGAAUCGCGAGGAAUUUGAAGGUGGAUUGAGUCUUGCUCUAGUGCAUAUAUGGCUAGUUAGUGUUGAUACUUAUGGGCAUGGACAUAGGAGUUACAUCAGGUUACAAUAUGAACAACGCUUGGAAAUGCUUAUAUGUCCAGACUAUAAUUCUGUUAAGAAGUGGUAA